This is a messenger RNA of Phyllopteryx taeniolatus (common seadragon), 5428 nucleotides long. Its product is annotated as slit homolog 1 protein-like. The coding region runs from base 153 to 4850 and encodes 1565 amino acids. The record is from RefSeq and is a predicted model, not a curated record. The transcript has 37 exons. Gene Ontology annotation, biological process: axon guidance; negative chemotaxis. Lineage: Eukaryota; Metazoa; Chordata; Actinopteri; Syngnathiformes; Syngnathidae. Gene Ontology annotation, molecular function: heparin binding; Roundabout binding; calcium ion binding.
GCUGGGGCGGAGUCUCAUUGCUGUUAUUUGGAAAAGCUUUUGAUGGAUGAUUGCUCUGUGCAGUUGUGUGUGUCGAGGGAGGGAGUCCCUCACCACUCCCUCCCCCUCCUCGCUCCCCCCUAGUGGCUGGCGUCUGUGUGCACAAUGACUCAAUGAGAGGAAGCCGAACAAGGAGAAGGAGGAAGAACGUCGGCACGGAGCAGUCAAACCCAAGCAGAGCACGUCCUCCAUCCUCGGUGUCUGGUUCUAGUUCUGGUUGUCCCACCUCACCUGGGCGGUCUGAGCUCAACUCCUUCCUUGUGCGUCCACUUCCUGGAGGAGGCAGCGCUCCUGCAUCUCUGAGCAGGAUGCCUGCUCGGACAAGCAGGAAUGCAAGGAGGUCAAUGGGAUGUGGGUGGGCGUCCCCCUCGCUGGUGGCGGUGGUGAUGGUGACGGUGACGGUGUUGGGGCGCCCGGGUGGCGCGCAAGCCUGCCCGCCUCCCUGCAGCUGCCUGGGGAACACGGUGGACUGCCACGGCCUCGGGAUCCACGCUGUGCCCAGAAACAUUCCCCGGGGAGCUGAAAGACUGGAUCUGAACGGGAACAAUCUGACCGUCAUCACCAAGUCUGACUUUUCCGGUCUCAAGCAUCUGCGAGUACUUCACCUGAUGGAGAACCAAAUCCGAGAGGUGGAGCGAGGAGCUUUGGAUGAGCUGAAGGAUCUGGAACGACUUCGCCUCAACAGGAAUCGUCUGAUGCAAAUUCCGGAGCUUCUGUUCCAGAAGAAUGAAGCUUUGUCACGACUUGACCUCAGCGAAAACUCCAUCCAGGCCAUUCCCAGGAGAGCCUUCAGAGGAGCUGCAGACCUCAAAAAUCUCCAGCUGGACAAGAAUCACAUCAGUUGCAUCGAGGAGGGAGCAUUCAGAGCACUGCGAUCUCUGGAAGUACUGACACUGAAUAACAACAACAUCAGCAGCAUUCCCGUCUCCAGUUUCAACAACAUGCCCAAACUUCGCACUUUUCGCCUUCACUCCAACUCUCUGCGCUGCGACUGUCACCUGGCCUGGUUAUCUCCGUGGCUGCGCCAGCGCCCCGCGUUAGGCCUUUACACCCAGUGCAGCGCCCCGCCCGCCCUCCGGGGCCUCAACCUGGCCGAGCUGCGCAAGAGCGACUUGGCCUGCUCAGGCCACGGCGGCAGCGCCUUCGUGCAGCCGUGCAGCCUGGCGUCGGGCUCGUGUCCGCCCAUGUGCUCGUGCAGCAACAACAUCGUGGACUGCCGGGGACGAGGCCUCACCGCUAUCCCCGCACACCUCCUCGAGGCCAUGACAGAGAUUCGUCUGGAGCAGAAUGGCAUCAAGUCGGUUCCUCCUGGUGCCUUCACCUCCUACAAGAAGCUUCGAAGAAUAGACCUGAGUAACAACCAAAUAUCAGAGAUUGCUCCGGAUGCUUUUCACGGCCUCAAAGGCCUCAACUCCUUAGUUUUGUACGGCAACAAGAUAACGGAACUUCCCGCCGGCGUGUUUGACGGCCUCGUCUCACUGGAGCUGCUGUUGCUGAACGCCAACAAGAUCCACUGCGUGCGAGUGUCGGCCUUCAAGGAUCUGGAGAACUUGGCGCUGCUGUCGUUGUACGACAACAAGAUCCAAAGUUUGGCCAAAGGAACCUUCAGCUCGCUGCACGGCAUCCAAACACUCCACCUGGCCCAGAACCCUUUCGUGUGCGACUGCCACGUCAAGUGGCUCGCCGACUUCCUCCGCGCCAAUCCCAUCGAGACCAGCGGGGCGCGCUGUGCCAGCCCGCGACGACUCGCCAACAAACGCAUCGCGCAGAUUAAAAGCAGCAAGUUCCGAUGCUCCGCCAAGGAACAAUACCACAUCCCAGGUGCCGAGGACCGCCGCCUGAGCUCCGGGUGCAACAGCAAGCCGGCGUGUCCUAGCAAGUGUCGCUGCGAGGCCAACGUGGUGGACUGCUCGAACCUGAGACUCACCAAAUUCCCCCAACACUUGCCGCCCGCCACCGAGGAACUGCGUCUCAACAACAACGACCUCUCCCUGCUGGAGGCCACAGGCGCCUUCAAGGGCCUGUCGCAGCUCAAGAAAAUAAACCUGAGCAACAACAAGAUCACCGAUAUCGAGGACGGCGCGUUCGAGGGCGCCGCUGCGGUGACCGAGCUCCACCUGACCGCCAACCACCUGGAGGCGGUGCGAGGGGGCAUGUUCAGAGGGAUGGAUGCCCUACGCAUGCUGAUGUUGAGGAACAACAAGAUCAGUUGCCUGCACAACGGCAGCUUCACGGGCCUAAGCAACGUUCGUCUGCUGUCGCUCUACGACAAUCAGCUGAGUGCCAUCCUGCCCGGAACCUUCGACGCGCUACCCAACCUCUCUACCUUGAACCUGCUGGCCAACCCUUUCAACUGCGACUGCCGUCUGGGCUGGUUGGGCUCCUGGCUAAGGAGUAGGCGCAUCGUGACGGGAAACCCGCGCUGCCAAGGUCCCGCUUUCCUACGCGAGAUCCCGCUGCAGGACGUGGCGGCGCCCGACUUCCGCUGCGAGGACGGUUCUCUUGCAGACUCCACCAGCUGCUCUUUGGGCCCGCAGUGUCCCAGUGGUUGCACGUGCAUGGACACAGUGGUGCGCUGCAGCAACAAGCAUUUGCAGGCUCUGCCCAGAGGACUUCCUCCAAACCUCACCGAACUAUAUCUGGAUGGGAACCAGUUCACACGAGUACCCAGCCAGCUCAGCAACCUCAGGAACCUGCAGCUCAUAGAUUUGAGCAACAACAAAAUCAGCUCGCUGUCCGACGACUCCUUCGCCAACAUGAGCCAACUCACCACCCUGAUCCUGAGUUACAAUUCUUUACGUUGUAUUCCAUCUCUGGCGCUGGGAGGCCUGAGAUCACUGAGGCUUCUAUCUCUGCACGGUAACGACAUCUCUGAGCUGCAACGUGGAAUCUUCAACGACGUCACAUCGCUCUCGCACCUCGCCAUCGGCUCCAACCCGUUGUACUGCGACUGCCGCCUGCUGUGGUUGUCCGAGUGGCUGAAGAGCGGCUACAAGGAGCCGGGCAUCGCGCGCUGCGGCGGACCGCCCGCCAUGGAGGGCAAACUCCUGCUCACCACGCCCCCCGAACACUUCCUGUGCCAGGGUACGGUUGAGGCCAGCGUGGUGGUCAAGUGCAACCCAUGCGCUUCGUCGCCUUGCCACAACCGAGGCCUCUGCCAACACUCGCCCUCGCCCUCGCAGCCGUACACCUGCACCUGCAACCGCGGAUUCAUGGGCCAACAUUGUGAAUCUCCAGUGGACGCAUGUGUCAGUAAUCCCUGCAUCAAUGGAGGAACUUGUCUCAGUGACGAGCAGACCGGCGGCUUCAGUUGUGCGUGUGCGUUGGGCUUCCACGGCGUCUACUGCGAGGUCAACGCCGAUGACUGCCAGGACCACGGCUGUGAGAGCGGCGCCACCUGCGUGGACGGCGUGGGCAACUACACUUGCCUGUGCCCCCCCGGACGAGACGGUCUCUUUUGCCAGGAAGAGCAGGACAUUUGCGUGCCGGCCAGGAACCCCUGCAAGCAUCAGGCCACCUGUGUCAGCACACCCACUGGACACAGGUGCGUGUGCAUCCCGGGUUGGGUCGGUCCGGACUGCAGCCUGGACUACGACGAGUGUGCGGACCACCGCUGUCAGAAUGCGGCGCAGUGCGUCGACCGCCUGGACGGAUACACUUGUGUGUGCCCGCACGGAUACACGGGCGAUUUUUGCGAGGUGUCGCCGCCUCCCGAGUUGCCCUGCCAGCCGGGGCGCUGCCAGAAUGGCGCCCUCUGUGUGGAAAAGGCGGGCGUGGCGCUGUGCCAGUGUCUGGUGGGCUUCGAGGGUCCCAGCUGCGAGAAGUUGGUCGCCGUCAAUUUUGUCAACAGAGACUCUUACGUUCAACUGCAUGACGUCAAGAACCUCCCCCAAGCCAACAUCACCAUGCAGGUGUCUACGGGGGAUGAAAACGGCAUUUUGCUUUUUAACGGAGAUAAGGAACCAAUCGCUGUGGAGCUUCAUCAAGGUCACGUCAGGGUCACCUACGACCCCGGGAACCAGCCCGCCACCGCCAUCUACAGCUCGGAGACGGUGAACGACGGUCUGUUCCACACGGUGGAGCUGCUGACCUUUGAGCGGACGCUCAACUUGUCGGUGGACGGAGGUCAGCCGGCCACGCUGGACGGACGUGGACGCCGCCAGGCCGCCACGACGGACGCGCCGCUCUAUGUGGGAGGCCUUCCUGAGGAGGUCGUACCAGCCUCCUUGUCUCUGUCCUCUCACGCCAUCAACACGUCGGGUUUCCACGGCUGCAUCCGGAACCUUUACAUCAACCACGAACUUCAGGACUUCACGCGCGGGCACAUGCAGGCGGGCGUGCUGCCAGGCUGCCGCGCCUGCCGCAAGCUCCUGUGCGCGCAUGGCCUCUGCCAGCCCGGAGGAGGCACCCGGGGAGUAGAGUGUGUGUGCCACUCGGGAUGGGCGGGGCCACACUGUGACCAGCCAAUCGCAGAAGGGCUUGACGGCGGAGGGGACGCGGUCGACGCCGCAGGAGUCGUGGCAGCGUUAGCUCCCCCAGGGUCAGCGUGUUCCGGCGUUCCCGUCCGCGAUUACCACCGCCUACAGCGGGGGGCGGUCUUCUGCCGGACCCCCAAGACCUUCGCCUGGGUGGAGUGCCAGGGCCGCUGCCAGCCAGAGGGAGGGGUCUCGCCGGGGGCCUCCGCCACCCCUUCCUGCUGCGCCCCCCUGAGGCUGCGCCGACGCCGAAUCAACUUCCUGUGCGACGAUGGAACCUCUUUGACGCAAGAUGUGGAGAAGCCAAUAGAGUGUGGAUGCAAGGUGUGUGUAUAAUACACACACACACACACACAUUGAUGAACAAACCGAUUUGGAUUUUUUUUCGACUUGAAAACAAGUCAACCUCGCGCCUCAAACUGUCUUUGAUGUUCACAGAAACAGGUAUGAUAGGUUUAUUGAAAACUUCAUUGUCUUUGAUGUUUACAAAAACAUGUCAGAUUCAUUGACGUCAUGAAAUUGUCAUUGAUGUUUGUAUUUUUGUUGAAAAACCAAAAUCAGCGUGUCACUCAAAGACACACAAUAACAUCUGUGUGUGUCUUUGCUGUUUUUUAAAGACAAACGCCUCCUCUGCGAUGUGAUUAGAGGAGUCAGCGUCACAUGAUCAAUAAAUGUAGCUUUAAAAAUAUUAUUUAUACCAAUGGGAUCUAUUAACUUUUUUGGAUUGUUUUGAUUUUGACUUUUGUGUACUCUAACAUAGCUUUUGUCAACUAUGAACACACGCAAACAAUAACAAGCUAACAGAUUGUAAAAUAAUAUAUAAGAUGUGCUCAUGGUAUUUUUAUAUACGUUGACUGUAUUUUAGUUUUCUUCUCUGGAUUAAUUUAUUGGAAUAAAGAGCAGCUGCUUCUUCA